Ectocarpus sp. CCAP 1310/34 is the source of this 4065-nucleotide messenger RNA. NCBI's taxonomy places the organism in Eukaryota, Phaeophyceae, Ectocarpales, Ectocarpaceae. The record is from the annotation of a GenBank genome assembly.
UAGCAGGUAGUUUUCCAAGAACAAUAGUUGAUCGAGCAGGUGACAGAGCAGGCUGCGAACGCUGUCAGCGGGUGUUGUGGAUCACACACGAAAGGCUUGUGCUGUCGCCACCUCUGCCGGGACACUCACCGCAGCGUUCGAGAGGGGUCCAGAGAAAAAGAGAGCACGAGCGCCACCAUGCCCACCGCGGAAGAUGACCCCCUGGUCACCUCCAAGCGUUACGGGAGCGUCAUGAGCACGCCCAACAUUAACCAGCUCGCGGAGGAUGCGGCCGGGAAACACGCCAAGUUCAACCGGAGCUCCUCCGUUGGCCCCGGGAUCGUGGCCAGCAACCUCAACCCGCAGCAGCGCAACCGCCGCGCUCUCUACGUGAACCUCCCGUUCUUCAGCGUGUACGGAAUGCAGUACCGCGAGAAGAGCAUCGCGAAGUCUCUCUCCAAGCUGAGCCUCAUGGACCUGGACAUCGCGGGACAGGCCAAGUACGUGGAGGGGGCUGAAGCAGAGGGGGUCGAGGACGAAGUGGUAGUGACCUGGCCGCUCGUCACCGCGGUGCUCGUGGCCGUCCUCCUCGAGUUCCUCGUAGGCUUCAACAUCGGUGUCAUGAAUGCCCCAGAGAAGGUGGUGUUCCCCUCACACACGACGACCGAAUGGUCGCUCGCCGUUUCCGUGUUCGCCAUCGGCGGGCCGUUCGGCGCGAUCCUGGCCGGGACGGUCUCGAACCGAAACGGGCGGAGGGGGGCCAUCAUCGUCAACACGUGGAUCUACCUCAUCGGGGGUCUGCUGUUCGCGCUUGCGCCGACCGUGCUCUGGCUUGUGCCUGCGCGCUUCAUGAUCGGUUUCGCCUGCGGUUUUUCUUCCGUGGUCGUGCCCAUAUACCUCGGGGAGCUCGCGCCGCCAACUCUGCGGGGCACCCUGGGCACGAUGACGCAGUUCGCGCUGGUGAUCGGAAUCCUCGGUUCCAACCUGCUGGCCUUUCCCCUCGCCACGCCCUCGGGCUGGCGCUGGAUGUUCGCCGUUACGCCGCUCCUGGCCCUCGUGGAGCUCGUGUGCAUGCCUCUCAUAUUGGAAAGCCCUAGGUGGCUCCUGGCUAAAGACGAGUACUCCAUGGAGGCAAGACUUGCCAUCGGCAAGCUCAGGGGACUCACGGAUGACAACGAUGUUCAGGUCGAGAUCGACCACAUUCUGGAGGCCUCGAGCGCGCAGAGAACAAGCCACACCAGUGCUCACUCGCGGGGCGCCGUCCUGGACCUUUUCAUGGACAAGCGGCAACGCCUUCUGGUGGUGUCGUUCUUGAUACUUCACGCGGCGCAGCAGCUGACGGGGAUCAACGCCGUCUUCUACUACUCGAACAGCUUCUUCGUGGGCAUCAUCGACAACCCGCUGGUUGGCACGACGCUGGUCGGGGUGGUCAACGUGGUCGCGACGUACGUCGCCCUUCAACUCAUGGACAAGACCGGGCGGGUCCCGCUGUUGCUGUGGAGCACGGGAGGUAUGCUCGCGUCGACCGUGGUCGUGACCCUGUCGCUGCUGGGCACGCUGCCCAACGUGAUCGCCGUGUUUGGGGUGAUGGCCUUCGUGACCUUCUUCGAGAUGGGUCUCGGCCCCAUCCCCUGGCUCAUCGUGGCGGAGAUGUUUGACGCGAAGUACGUGGCGACGGCCAUGUCCGUGGCGUGCCAGGUGAACUGGGCGUCCAAUUUCAUCGUGGGGAUCGGCUGGCCGUACAUGGCGGCCGCGAUGGGACCCUACAGCUUCGUGACCUUCGGGACCCUGCUGCUCCUGACGUUCCUCUUCACCUGGCAGUACCUCCCCGAGACGGCCGGCCGCUCGCACGCCGAGGUGCAGCGGGCGGCGAACGAGCCGCGCAGGCGCUGGGGGGGCCUGUUCGGCUGCCCCUCCCCCGCCGAAGUGGCUUCUUCGAUCAACAGCAACAACGGCCAGCAGCAGCAGCAGUCGGCGUCGGGGAUGGAGUACGUUGUGGUCGAAGGAGUAGACCUUUCCAUAACGUAGGACAUUGUUUGUCUCUCUUGUCUUCGUUUCUGGGUACCAUUUUUGAAGCCGAGGCGUAUGGGGUCUCGAUGUCUGGGUUGUUAGUUGUAAGGUCCCCGUGCCGACAGAGCACGAGAGGGUCAGGGCUCCGCGGCAUUGCUUGAUACCGUUUUUGAAGCCGAGGCAUAUCGGGUCUCGAUGGCUGAGUUGUGGUGGGGUCCCGGUCCUGAGGGAGCGCGAGAGGGUUACGGCUGCGCGGCUGCGCGCGCGGAGUGGUGUUGAAUGCCGGCGCCGUAUUUAAAUGGGGGGGGCAGGGAGUUUGGCUGACCACGGUAGCAGCUGCUCCGCUUCGCGUGUAUGAAGCCGUUUUCGUGUGGGUGGGGGUGGCUUGCGUUGUUUGAUUUGGUUGUCGUGGGUAAUAGCUUGGACUGCGCGUGGGGAGUAGCCUCGAAUGGGUGCCACAGGGUGAUUUUUGGUCAUGACAUCGCCAGGGCCCUUUAUGUGAAGCACACACGCGCCAGAGAGGCGAAUAGUCCUGUUCGCGUCAGAGACGAAAAGUAGGUAACAGCGGUGUUGGAUGUGGCGUUGUAGGGUGGGGCGAUGCGGCGGCGGAGGCGGCGGCGGGCGGUGGCGAUCCGGCCUGUUGCUUGGUACGAAACUGGCGGCGUUCGCGUGUCGGCGGGGGAAGAUGUGCGUGCAUGCGUGCGUUGGGUUUGCCUGGCGGUAGGAGGAGUAAAUGCAGCAGCUGCUGUGUAACAGCAUUGGCAGAGAGAUUGGUGGAAGUGUCUGCAGUUUUGCACCGAGAGAGGAUGUACGCGCGUGUGGGUGAUUUGCCCGGGUGGUGUGCCCUGUAGGGCACAGGGCUGGGAGUAGCGGCGAUGGCGGCAGCAGCAGCAGCAGCAGCAGCAGCAGCAGCAGCAGCAGCAGUAGCAGCAGCAGCAACGGGGAGGAAAUUCGGAAAACGUCGCUCACUGCCGUGUGUGUGGUUUCAUUUUUCGCUGUUUUCUGUAUUAACGUUAUGCGCGGCGAGUGAGGUCGAUAGGUAGCUUUAUUCCGAAGAUGUGGGUCUGCACAGGAUUUGUCCCGGGAAGGGUCGGUGGCAAGGGAGGGGGGGGGGCGCAGCAUUCGGGGCUCGUGUGUCCGUAGGCAACGAUAGUGUUCGAAUUGUGGCAUAGGCGUUUCCUUGAACGGAUGUGCAUGUGAACGGGGGGAGGGGGAAACACAAGUGCGAAGAGAGCUGGCAAAUAUGACCCUUGGACACGGAUCAUCCAUUGCGUUGUAACUUGACCAGGCGUGUAUCUGUAUUUUGCUUUUUUCAACCCCCUCCCCCAGGGCAUUUUUGUUGGCCGGUGGUUGUUGUAAUCCCAUGUUUGUCUAUGGAGGAUACUCCUGGAGAUAUAUGUUUGAUCGGGCCGAAAAAGAAGGCAACGGAGGGGCGGCACAUGGAUGCGUGAUGUGUGCAUACACGCGCUCAUGAAAGCCUGGACGUCAGAGCAUGGACUGACGGUUGUGGUGUUGUUGUCCAAAGUCUUGGGUGAGGUUGUCGGUGCGCGCUUGUCACGACCAUCCCUGGGUGCGCUGUAGCCGUGGUCUGGCCUCGGGAGCGGUCGGGUGAUGCUAGACGCGAACGGAGAGCGGGGGAGGCGGUGCUGCUGCUGCGGGAAAGCUUGACUGGCAGCUUUUGUUUGCGUUGUUCACGGCUUUUCCAACCCUCCCCGUGACGUAGGGUGUGCGUGAAUUCGGUGUCCAUGGCGUUGAUUUUGAGAGUUCAGACGCGAGAGUUUGGCCGUAUUGAGCACGGAACGACGAACGUACAUGCAUCUAUCUGCUAAUGAUGACAUAGCGACGUCUAAACAUUUUGGGGUGGUGGUGGAUGUGGUGGUCGUGGUCGUGGUGGUACUAAAGGUGUGGUAGUGCUGGCGACUUUGCGUUUUCAUCCUUUGGUGAGGAUUUGAUGUCUUGUAUGACUGUGAUACCCACAUGUCUUCCGCGAUAACGUACGAAGGUGGAGGCGCGUUACAUUUUGUGUUAAGUUUGAAACAGGCGGGGGCCAUCAUGCGGCCCAACCCGGAAAUGCUG